GUGAGUAUUAUGGUCUGUCGUGCGCUGGCUGCUGCUUUUCUGCUCCUGGUAGCAGCCAAGGGGGGAAGCGGCGAGUCAACAUGGAGCUUUCAGCGGUUGGGGAGCGGGUGUUCGCGGCCGAAGCCCUACUGAAACGGCGCAUACGGAAAGGACGCAUGGAAUACCUCGUGAAAUGGAAGGGCUGGUCGCAGAAGUACAGCACAUGGGAGCCCGAGGAAAACAUCCUGGAUGCUCGCCUGCUCGCAGCCUUUGAGGAAAGGGAACGUGAGAUGGAGCUCUAUGGCCCCAAAAAGCGAGGGCCCAAACCCAAAACCUUCCUCCUCAAGGAGGGAGUCCCCAGACAGGCUGUGGACCAGGCCCAGGCCAAGGCAAAGGCCAAAACUUACGAGUUCCGAAGUGACUCUGCCCGGGGCAUCCGGAUCCCCUACCCUGGCCGCUCGCCCCAGGAACUGGCUUCCACUUCCCGGGCCCGCGAGGGCCUUCGGAACAUGGGUUUGUCCCCACCAGGGAGCAGCAGCAGCACCAGCAGCACCUGCCGAGUGGAGCCCCCUCGGGACCGUGACAGGGACCGGGAUCGUGAGAGGGAGAGGGACCGUGAAAGGGAGCGGGAACGUGAACGGGGUGCCAGCCGUGUGGAUGACAAACCCAGCUCGCCUGGGGACAGCUCUAAGAAGAGAGGCCCCAAGCCCCGGAAGGAGCUCUUGGACCCUUCGCAGAGGCCGUUAGGAGAACCCAGUGAUGGCCUGGGAGAUUACCUCAAGAACAGGAAGCUGGAGGAUGCCUCUUCGGGGGCAGGGAAGUUCCCGGCUGGCCACAGCGUGAUCCAGCUGGCCCGAAGGCAGGACUCUGACCUGGCUCAGUGUGGCGUGGCCAGCCCCAGCCUGGCCGAGGCCACAGGCAAGCUGGCUGUGGACACCUUUCCCGCCAGGGUCAUAAAGCACAGAGCCGCUUUCCUGGAGGCCAAAGGCCAGGGUGCCCUGGACCCUGGUGGGCCCCGAGUCCGACAUGGCUCAAGCACCCCCAGCUCUGUGGGAGGCUUGUAUCGGGACAUGGGAGCUCAGGGGGGAAGACCCUCCCUCAUCGCCAGGAUCCCAGUGGCCAGAAUACUGGGGGACCCAGAGGAAGAGUCCUGGAGUCCUUCUCUGACCAACCUGGAGAAGGUGGUGGUCACCGACGUGACCUCAAACUUUCUGACCGUCACCAUUAAGGAAAGUAACACGGACCAAGGCUUUUUUAAAGAGAAGAGAUGAAUUGCUGGGGGGGUGACUCCAGGACAAGAGAGCAGGAAAGAGAGUGAGAGCUCAAACUCCGCAUAAAUGAUGCUUUUUAUUUCCGGGCGGGAGGCGGCCUUCUGGUGGUCCCCUCCCUACCUCCACAUAGCCCGCCCCUUCCUCCCUCCUGCCUCCCUCUCAGUUUUGGUUGGAAGAGUAUCUCUAGAGUUAUAUUUUCUAUUAGAUGUAAAUAUGUUAUUUAAGAAAAAAUAUCUAAAUAUAUAUAUUUCAACUCUUGAAGUUGUUUUAUUUAACAAGGAGAGAGAAAGAGACUCAGUGUGGUGUAGUUGGGGCAGACAGGCUGACUUGGGGCAGGAGGGGCCCCUCAGCUACCCAGGGCACUAGAGAGGUUGGGGAUGUGGGUAGUGGGCCUCUGGUGGCGUCUGGAGGGACUUAGCCGGCCCACCUCACCCCUCCUCCCUUUUCCCACAGCCCCGAGGCAGACCCCUGGAAACCAAGGCAGGACCCGGAUUUUUUCUCUCUUCCCAUUGGCCGGCCAGGCCAGCAAAAGGUUGGCUCCCCAAUCAGAAAAAAGGAGGGUGGGGUCAGUCUGUUCCCCCCACCUUUUUUUUUUUUAAGACGAAGAAGUCUGUUCAGGGGGAAAAAAAGUAUUAACUUGAAUCAUUUUUGCGUGUGAUUUUGAAGGUGAAAAGUCGCGGGUGGGUGGGGAGCAGCGGACUUCCCCCAGGACCACACCAGGAAAUGCACUUUACGGGAGAUGUGUGUUCCACACGCAGAUCAGACCGUGUGCGUGUCAGUCAUGUGGAUACAACCUCCCAGUUCCCUCCAUUCCUUUCUUUACUCCACAGAAAGAAAAGAAACCCAGCGAAUCUGUUUACAUUCCCGAAAUGCCAGGAUAAAUUGGGAGGAUUGCGUGUCCGUGGCCAGAGCUGGAGACAGUUGUUCAGAGAAAAGUGUCUGGGGGUGGACCUUCCCUCUCGCGUCCGCUAGCUGCGCCAGGAGCGGAGGAGACACUGGCCCCCAACUCCCAGGAAGCGUUGGACUCGCCGCCCUCCCUCGCGGAGGGCGGGCCUCCAGCCCCGGACCGACACACGGCCAGACAGGCCCACCCUGCGGACCCACGGAGGGAGGCGCGGCGGCGGGCGCGGCGGCAGCAGCGGGGCUCUGGCUCUGGAUGCGGCCUGGCCUGGCUGCUAGCGGCGGAGGGUCCGGGCCUGGGGCCGGGCUCCAGGCAGGACUCGCGUGGUCCCGGCGGCUCCGCGGGGCGAGGGGCGGGAGGAGCGGGGCGAGGUUUUCCUCCAGGAAUGCGCAUCAGAACUUUUGCUUUUACCUCACUCCCCCUCCUUCUUAAAAGCAAAAGCUAUAAUUUAUAGGCCUUUUCGAUUCGCGGAGUGUUCUCUAUUUGAACUCGACUCCAAACUCCGCCAAAGGGGGAGGAGCGGGGGCUGCAGAAGGGACGCCCGCGGCGGGGGAGGCCCUGCGCGGCGGCGGGCGGUCCCCGGCGCCCCCGCCCGGGCCAGCUCGCGACCACGCCGCGCUCCAGGGACGCAGGACGUGCGCCCCGCUCGACUCAAAAAGCACAAAUCUGUUUCCUCCCUCCCUUUGAGGACUGAUCUGCGGCCUCCCCGCCCUUAAAGGGCCAGAGGAGAUGCAACUGCCCAGUGCUCGUCGAGGGAGGGGCGUGGGGCCUCCAAGCGCUGGAGGAAGCACAGACUCGGGGCGAGCGAGCCGGGGAUCCGGGACCGAGGGGGCGUUCGCGGCUCGUUGCAGGGUCAGGGCGGGAAACCCAGCCUCGUCGUCGUCAUUCUCACUUCUGUAUCCCCUCCUCCGGCCUCCCCGCCAGACUUUCUUGCCUUUACAGAGAGGGGGUGCAAAGGAGUGGACCGGUGUGCUCCACAGUCUUGUUUGGUUUUGAAUAUUAAACUGCGCCUAUAAAGAGAAGCCCCCGGAAUGGGGAUUUUUAUCUGCUCACAUUUGUAAAACUGGUAUUUUAGCCUUUGUAUAAAGAAGCGCCGUUGACUGAGUGUAUCUAUUUAAAUGUCGACGCUAUUUUCAGAGGAAAACUUCGUGGAAGGGACCUGUCUGUUGUCGAGUGGAGGGCGACUCGGGGACACGUGUCUUGACCUGGCGGCCGCCGGCCCUCCCUCCUUCCCUCCCUUUCAGCUGACUUCGCCCUUCCCUUCCCUCCCACCUUCCUCCGGCCAGCCUGGUUCUUCCCCCACCGCCCCUCUGUCCUGCCGUCUGUCCGUGGCGUGUAUGUCUCCUACGCUCGCUCUUGCGACGCUGACCUGGGGGUGGGGGGUGGGCGGGGGCCCGGGGCACGUGGCUGGAAGUCUGCAACCGCGCCCGACGCGUUGGGUGUAUUUAGGUCAAGGAUUUUUACAAAUAUUGAAUCGACCUCCGCCUCAGCUCAAGAGUGAAGCCUCGGUCCCGAUCUUCUGCGGUUGUGAAUGUCUGUACCCAAUAUC
Molecule: messenger RNA, 3700 nt
Organism: Artibeus jamaicensis (Jamaican fruit-eating bat)
Lineage: Eukaryota; Metazoa; Chordata; Mammalia; Chiroptera; Phyllostomidae
Gene: CBX8
Product: chromobox 8
Exons: 6
Coding region: 81-1250 (389 amino acids)
Source: RefSeq, a predicted model, not a curated record